ACUUCCUUUGUUGUUGAUGAAGUCAGUAGCAUCAUUAAAGAGGCCAUCGAAAGCGCCAUAGGUGGCAACGCCUACCAGCACAGCAAGGUGAACCAGUGGACCACCAGUGUGGUGGAGCAGACGCUGAGCCAGCUCACAAAGCUGGGGAAGCCUUUCAAGUAUAUCGUGACCUGUGUGAUCAUGCAGAAGAACGGUGCUGGGCUACACACAGCAAGCUCCUGCUUCUGGGACAACUCCAGUGAUGGAACCUGCACGGUGAGGUGGGAGAAUAAGACCAUGUACUGUAUCGUCAGUGCCUUCGGACUCGCAAUAUGAUUGCCUUGGAAUCAUUCAUCCUUCUCUUUUUCUACUCCAGCACUUGAUUCCGUCUCUACUCAAACUGUGAAUACACUGAACAACUUAUUUUUAUUGUACUUUUUUAGUAACUUUUUUUAAAUGUAGAAAUGUGAAAACAUGCUGUUACAUGGUUUAUGUUUGUACUUGGUAUCGUACAAGUGUUGCCGAACUGUCUUAACACUUCAAGAACUUCUCUUCAAGGUGCUAAUGCCAAAAUCUGCUGCAGUGGAGACACUUUCUCUAGAUUUCUUUUUUUAAGACACCAACUUUCACACUUUGUACUUUUUGGUUAGCAUUAAAUUAUUGAAAUUCAU
Molecule: messenger RNA, 650 nt
Organism: Tauraco erythrolophus (red-crested turaco)
Lineage: Eukaryota; Metazoa; Chordata; Aves; Musophagiformes; Musophagidae
Source: RefSeq, a predicted model, not a curated record